CUCUGCAGCAGUGCCUCAUGUCCUACCCGAAACACUCCAGUUCCUUGUCCUUCAUCCUGACAGGCAUCCCUGGGCCAGAGGAUGCUCAGUUCUGGAUUGCUUUCCCAUUCUGCACCAUGUACUUCAUGGCAGUGGUGGGAAACAGCACCCUCCUGUGUGUGAUAAAGGCUGAUCCCAGCCUGCACCUGCCCAUGUUCCUCUUCCUGUCCAUGCUGGAAGUCAUUGACCUGGUGAUGUCCACCUCCAUCACCCCCAAAAUGCUGGGCAUCUUCUGGUUUCACUCCACUGCCAUCAGCCUGGAUGCUUGUCUUACCCAGAUGUACUUUGUUCAUGCUUUCUCCGUGGUGGAGUCGGGGGUGCUUGUGGCGAUGGCCUUUGACCGCUACGUGGCUAUUUGCAAUCCACUGCGGCACUUGUCCAUCCUGACCCGCCCUGUUGUGGCUGCCAUUGGCUUGGCUACCUUGCUCAGGGCUGUGGUCUUCAUGAGCCCCCUCACCUUCCAGAUUCGUCGCCUGCCUCUCUGCAGCCCGGCAGUCGUGGACCACUCGUACUGCGAGCACAUGGCCGUGCUCAAGCAGGCCUGCGGAGAUGCUACCUUCAGCAACACCUACAGCCUCUCCAUCUCCACCUAUGUGGUUGGCUUCGACUCACUGCUCAUUGCCCUCUCGUACACGCUCAUCCUCCAAGCUGUGCUCAGCCUCUCCUCCCCACAAGCUCGCAAAAAAGCCUUCAGCACCUGUGGCUCACACCUCUGCAUCAUGGCCCUCUUCUACAUCCCUGGGCUGCUCUCCAUGUACAUGGAGAGGUACCACCAGGAGCUCCCACCCUACGUCCAGGUCUUGUUGGCUGAUAUCUACCUCCUCAUCCCACCGGCUUUCAACCCCCUGAUCUACGGCAUCAGGACAAAGCAGAUUCGUGAUGGAGCAUGCAAGGCGAUCUCCCGGAGGAGAGCCAUAGCAGGAGGGACUGGGCCUGGCCUUCAGGGCACAGGGCUGGGACUCAUGAAGACAAAGCCCAUUCCCUAG
Molecule: messenger RNA, 1025 nt
Organism: Phaethon lepturus (White-tailed tropicbird)
Lineage: Eukaryota; Metazoa; Chordata; Aves; Phaethontiformes; Phaethontidae
Product: olfactory receptor 52M1-like
Exons: 2
Biological process (GO): G protein-coupled receptor signaling pathway
Cellular component (GO): membrane
Molecular function (GO): G protein-coupled receptor activity; olfactory receptor activity
Source: RefSeq, a predicted model, not a curated record